This is a messenger RNA of Rhodotorula graminis WP1, 786 nucleotides long. RefSeq lists its product as uncharacterized. NCBI's taxonomy places the organism in Eukaryota, Fungi, Basidiomycota, Microbotryomycetes, Sporidiobolales, Sporidiobolaceae. The transcript is spliced from 3 exons. The annotation marks the transcript as partial. The record is from RefSeq and is a predicted model, not a curated record.
CGCCCUCCUGUCGACCCCGCCAACUCGGAUCGCCUCGAGCACCGCCGCGAGCAGGCCAACACAGCCGACUUGCGGGCCUGUACUUGGCCGCCAGAGCAUCUCGAAGCAGCUCUGCGCCAUGUUCGGCUCGCUCCUCGGGUCCCUCGCCAACGUCGUCUCGUCCACCGCCUCGUCGUCGACCGCGUCCUCGUCGCCCGCCGGCGCGACACCAUCCGACUCGCCCACUGCGCCUUCCUCGCCAGCACCUCCACCCGCACCUCCCUCCGCCGCACCCACGCCCGCACCCGCAGCCGCGACCGACCUCGACGACCCCGCCUUUGCGCGCUCGGCCUACUUCCAGCGCCUCCUCAAGCGCGGCACGCACGACGAGGGCCGCAUCAAGGCCAUCAAGGAGGCUGCGCUGCGGGACGGUCCACCGAGGGAGCCGGGCCCGGACGAGUGCUGUAACGAGGGGUGCGCGCUCGAGUGCGUCGUCACGAUGUGGUGGGAGGAGGAGAAGACCUGGCGCGACCUGCACCCGGACUGGAAGUCGAUCCGGCGGCAGCUCAAGGAGGAAGACGAGGACCGGCGACGCGAGGCCGAGGAGGAGGCGGCGCUCAACGGCGACGAGCCGCCAGCCACAUCUGACGAGGACGACGGCGGCAAGACGGCGCGGCGGCGAGCGAGGGGCGGACCGAGGGUCGAGAUUGGCGUCGAGCGCGAGGGAGGCCCGAGCGUCGACAAGGUCGAGCGGCCGAUGGACGAGUUGGCUUUCUAGACAGUCUCUCGCAUAGACGUAGCACCUCG